Stegodyphus dumicola is the source of this 462-nucleotide messenger RNA. RefSeq lists its product as uncharacterized. The record is from RefSeq and is a predicted model, not a curated record. NCBI's taxonomy places the organism in Eukaryota, Metazoa, Arthropoda, Arachnida, Araneae, Eresidae.
AUGGCAAAUUACACUGUAGCAUUAGAAUUUAGAAGAAAUACUAGAAGUCAGGGUAUCACAGACCAUCGUUUUCCAAGUGAUCCAGAACUUCGUAAAUUGUGGAUUGUUCGCUGCAAAAAAGCAGAUAAUUUCAACAUCGAAAAUUCAAGAAUAUGUGCUCUCUAUUUUACACCUGAUGUACGGGAUCUAAAGGCAGAAUUGCUUGGUUCAACUUCUAAAAGGGUGCUGAAAGUCAAUGCUGUUCCCACCUUACAUCUUACAUCCUCAUCGCGUGAAAAUAACCCACCAAUAUGUUAUACUUCAAAAACUGAAGUUAAUCUGAAGAGAACGAUUUCUAACACGAAUUAUUCAUCCAAAUUUAUGCUAAAAAGAGAUAGAGCAAACAGGUGCCAGGCUCGCGAAAAUAAGGAAACGAGCGUUGGAAAAUUUAGCUUCCCCAAAAAAGAAAAGGCUAUAAGCUGA